AUGGUAGUAUUGAAGACGACGAAGCCUUGGUUUUGGGGCAAUCCUGAGGUAAUGAAGGAAGAAACAGACCUACCAGACUAUGUGCGACUCAAAGCAACCGUGGACUCUAAACUUGCCAAGUAUGUUAGUUCAAAGGGGUACAUAAUCCCCGAACGACUUCGCGAGGGCUGGUUCUACAGUCUUGUUUAUCGAGCAGUUACAGACCUACGAGCUAAGUUGCCAGGGUCCUACCUCGAUUUCGUUGUACGUCAACAUGGGCCUUCUGUUCAGCUGGAUAUCUUCUGUGAAGGAACCAGGCAGAAGCUUUUGUCGGCUGAUCUUGUCCCUUGCUUUCAAAUUGGGACCAAUGAAUACUUCGUGCCAAAAGGACACACCAGGGACAAUAGCCUCUGUAGACGGUCAUUUUCACUCGAAGAAAAACAGCUACUGAAGUGCAUGGACAAAGAUGAUCGUGGCUGCAGACACGAACUCUUGAGGAUGGUGAAGGCCAUCGACCAUAGGGAGAGAACAUCCCUUGGACAACUAGCAUCUUACUACCUGAAGACGGCCUUCAUGCACUACAUCAAAGAGAAGCCUUCCAACUGGGAUGGAACAAAUUCACUGGGGGAACACUUUGUCGGGUUCUUGGCGGCAUUGCAAGCUUUUCUGCAGAAAAAAAACCUGCCAAAUUACUGGCUUCCUGAAGUAAUCUCUUGGAUGAGAUCCGCAACCCGGUGA
Molecule: messenger RNA, 717 nt
Organism: Stylophora pistillata
Lineage: Eukaryota; Metazoa; Cnidaria; Anthozoa; Scleractinia; Pocilloporidae
Product: cyclic GMP-AMP synthase-like receptor 3
Source: RefSeq, a predicted model, not a curated record